Messenger RNA from Rhizoctonia solani, 807 nucleotides. RefSeq lists its product as uncharacterized. The transcript is spliced from 4 exons. NCBI's taxonomy places the organism in Eukaryota, Fungi, Basidiomycota, Agaricomycetes, Cantharellales, Ceratobasidiaceae. The coding region runs from base 1 to 807 and encodes 268 amino acids. The record is from RefSeq and is a predicted model, not a curated record.
AUGUCGUACGCCGAUGCUGCUCGCCAGAACGCCGGAGACCCAUCACAACAGCCUCGCCCUGACCCUAACCUCCUUACUACUGAACAAGAUGUUUCGGGCGGGUCUCUUCCUGACAUUUCGAGGAGCGUCAAUGUUGCCCCUUCGGACUUCAAGUCCAACCCGCACACCGUGACAUCCGAGACUACCCCAGCUCACCAGGGAGACUCUGACGAUGAAGGCUCUGGAAACCGCCCAGGAUCAGCGAAGAGGCGUGCUGCCAAGGAGCGUGCACGAAAUACUCUUCAUGAAGCAGAGGAGGAAGGUCUUUAUCUAUGGGGGCAGUUCAAAGAAAGGGUUCUUCGUCCGAGCACUGCAGGAGGUAUCCUGGGUGUCAUCAAUGUCGGACUCCUUGCUUUCGUCGGACGGGAGCUUUAUACCAAGCCUCACCUUAGGAGCGACAAGCGCACUCUUGGAAUUACAGCUGCUGCAGCCAUUGCCUUAUUGGGCGCUGAGGGCGCUCUCGCUGAUGCCUACGUCAAAACUCCUUCUGGUCAAAAGGAAAAAGAACGAGCCAAGAAGGAGGGCGCUGCUCUCUACCGCCACUCUCGUGAGAUUGUUCUCCGCCCAGGCGUGCUUGGCGGACUCGUGGGCGCCCUCAACUUAACCAUCCUCGGAGGGGUGGGUUAUGCCGCAUACCUGAACUGGGACAAACCUCGCUGGGACAGGCGGACAGUCUCGGCUAUUUCUGCUAGUUUGCUGACGUUGGCACUGGGUGAAGGAUACUUGGCCGAGAAAUAUGCAGAGAAAGAGUAUCCCAAGCGUAAAUAG